Aureobasidium namibiae CBS 147.97 is the source of this 201-nucleotide messenger RNA. Its product is annotated as ribosome biogenesis protein Nop10. Gene Ontology annotation, molecular function: telomerase RNA binding; box H/ACA snoRNA binding. Gene Ontology annotation, cellular component: box H/ACA telomerase RNP complex; box H/ACA snoRNP complex. Gene Ontology annotation, biological process: ribosome biogenesis; positive regulation of telomerase RNA localization to Cajal body; snRNA pseudouridine synthesis. The transcript is spliced from 3 exons. Lineage: Eukaryota; Fungi; Ascomycota; Dothideomycetes; Dothideales; Saccotheciaceae. The coding region runs from base 1 to 201 and encodes 66 amino acids. The record is from RefSeq and is a predicted model, not a curated record.
AUGCAUUUGAUGUACACUCUCGACAACCAGGGCAAGCGUGUCUACACCUUGAAGAAGGUCAACGGCGCCGAGGUCACAAAGUCCGCCCACCCUGCUCGCUUCUCGCCCGACGACAAGUACUCGAGACACCGCGUCACCCUCAAGAAGCGCUACGGUCUCCUCAUCACCCAGCAGAAGGACCUCAAGGUUCUUGGCCAAUAA